AUGAAGGAAGAAGUAAUUGAAAGGUACAAAGAGUUCAUUGGUGACAAUGUUCUCUUCCAAAUUCUAUUGGGAAACAAGAAACCCCCAAAGAGGGCUGUAAAAAAAGCAAAACUAGAGAGAAAGGCAACAAAAGAAGAGGAUGAGUUUGGAAUAGAUGAGUCAGAAGCAUUUAUGUUUACGCACUCCCCGGGGUACAUUACAGGAACACUUCGUCACUAUCAGAUAGAAGGACUAAACUGGCUUAUAAAUAUGUAUGAAAAGAAGAUCAACUGUAUUCUAGCAGAUGAAAUGGGUUUGGGAAAGACUCUUCAGACGAUUUCUCUUCUUGGGUAUUUAUAUACAACAAAGAAGAACAAACUGCCAAAUCUCUUAAUUGUGCCCAAGUCAACUCUACAGAACUGGAAGAACGAGUUCAAAAAGUUCAUGCCAGGAAUAAAGACAAUUAUUUUCCAUUGCAGCCGGAAAGACAUUAAAUUAAAAGCAAAGGAGUUGCAGGAGUUGGACUAUAUUGCCUGCAUAACAACGUAUGAGAUGUGUCUAGCAGGUAAGAGCCAGUUACAGACUGUGGAUUGGCAGUACAUUGUAAUAGAUGAGGCACAUCGUAUUAAGAAUGAGCAGACUGUUCUUAGCAAGGUUGUGCGAAUAAUUCCGUGCACGCACCGACUUCUACUUACUGGAACACCAUUACAGAACAAUAUUCAUGAGUUGUGGGCACUUCUGAAUUUUUUAGCUCCUGAAGUGUUCUCUGAUGGAGAAGGGUUUGACGCGUGGGUGGAGUCUUCUUCAAAUGAUACAGGAAAUGAAACCGUUGAUAAGCUCCGAAAUCUUUUGGGGCUUUUUAUUCUGAGAAGAGAGAAAGCAGAUGUAGAAAAGUCUUUACUGCCCAAAAAGAUAAUAAAUCUAUACUCACCUUUAACAGACAUGCAGAGAAAGUGGUACAAGAUGAUUCUAGAAAAGGAUGCAGAGAAUGUAGUUAAUGAAGGGUCAAAGGUGCAGUUGAUGAAUAUUGUGUGCCAGUUGAGAAAGUGCUGCAAUCAUCCGUAUCUAUUUGAUGGGGCCGAGCCAGGCCCCCCAUACACAACAGGCGAGCACAUUAUAGAAAACAGCGGGAAGUUAUUGAUGCUGGAUAAGCUGCUGGUGCAUCUUAAGCAGAAGGGAAGUAGAGUGCUUAUUUUUAGUCAAAUGACAAGAAUGCUUGAUAUUCUAGAAGACUACUGCAAUUACAGGCAGCAUGAGUACUGCCGAAUAGAUGGAAGCACAAGCACAGAGGAUCGAUGCGAGGCAAUUGAAGAGUUCAACAAACCCAACAGUGAAAUUUUUAUAUUUUUGUUGAGUACUAGAGCAGGUGGUCUGGGUAUUAACCUUGCCACGGCGGAUGUAGUUAUUGUGUACGAUAAUGACUGGAACCCACAAAUGGAUCUGCAGGCUCAGGACAGAGCCCACAGAAUUGGGCAGAAAAAACAGGUGUUUGUGUUUAACUUUUUAUCAGAGAACACAAUAGAAGAAAAAAUACUGGAGCGUGCGAUGAAAAAGCUGAAACUUGAUGAGAUAAUUGUGCAGAACCAAAAGAAAAAGGACAAUGCUAUAUCGCAGAACGAGCUUUUGGGGAUACUUGCAAGCGGCGUGGAUGAUGUGUUCAACACAGAAAACAAGAUAGAUCAGUCGAUUGAAGAGAUUAUCAGAAUUGGCAUGGAAAAAACAGACAUACUGAACUCAAAGAUUGAUGAGCAGGCUGUGCUAAAAGACCUGGCAAACAAUGAAAUAAAAGCAUACGAGUGGGAAGGAGAAGACUACAGCACAAAAAGCGCUAAGCUAAAGCUUGCAAAGUAUAUUGUAGAGCCAGAGGGAGGAAGAACCAGAGGAAUUUCUCAGGGCAUACUAACAAAGCGAAAGGCGGUUGGUAUACGGCAAUUUAGUCUUCCAGAGUACCAAUUCCAUCCAAAGCGGCUGCAUCUGCUCCAGAAGAAAGAAAUGGAAAAAUUCCAGGAGACAGAAUGCCCAGAUAAUCUUCUGAGCCAAGAAGAGGAGGCAGAAAAAAGACUACUUUUUGACCAAGGAUUUAAUAACUGGGCAAAGAGGGACUUUUGGAUAUACGUAAAGGCGUGUGAGCGAUAUGGAAGAGAUAAUAUAAAAAAGAUCUCUGCAAGUCUCUCUGAUAAAGGCGUGGAAGAAGUAGAAAAGUAUGGAAAAGUUUUCUGGGCCAGAAUAGAUGAACUUGCAGAUGCAGACAAAAUCCGUAUGCAGAUUCAAAAGGGAGAGCAUAAACUGCAGCGCACCCAAAAGAUAAAAGAGUAUCUGAAGGAAAAGAUAAAGAAGGAAGGAAACAACUUUAAAAUCCCUUAUCCAAUGAGUAACAAAUCACUAGGAUACACUGAAAGUGCGGAUAGAUUCAUUCUAUUAGCAUUAAAUAAGAAGAUAGGCACUCCGGAGUGCUAUGAUGAGCUCUGGCAUAAAAUACGAGAGACUGGCGAGUUUGACUUUGAUUAUUAUCUAAAGGUACGCACACCACAAGACCUUCAAAAAAGAGCUCAAUUUUUAUUCACUGGUCUAUUAAAGGAUAAAAAGGGAAGCAGCCCGUCUGGUUAGUAUAAUCUUUCUAAAUCAGAUAUAUGGUUUUGGUCUAUCGCAAAAUUACAGCCUGUGAACAUUUAACUAUUUCAGACACCAAUUCAAAUAAAUACAAAAUCUGAAAGCCUGUU
Messenger RNA from Nematocida parisii ERTm1, 2699 nucleotides. RefSeq names its product transcription activator. Gene Ontology annotation, molecular function: histone binding; ATP binding; ATP-dependent chromatin remodeler activity. The record is from RefSeq and is a predicted model, not a curated record. Gene Ontology annotation, cellular component: nucleus; chromatin. NCBI's taxonomy places the organism in Eukaryota, Fungi, Microsporidia. The transcript has a single exon. Gene Ontology annotation, biological process: regulation of transcription by RNA polymerase II; nucleosome organization. Bases 1 to 2586 code for a protein of 861 amino acids.